CGUUUUUUCUGCGCGUCGUUCACGCAUUCUCACACACCAGACAAGAAGCAGACAAGCACCGAUUGCCGACAACAACGGCCAAGCAACAAGCACGCUCACACUCUCACACCCCCCUUCCCUUCCCUUCCCUUCCCCCCCUCCUUUCCCCACACUCCCCACGCACCAGGACAGGAUGCGGUUGUGGUUGAGGAUAGCGAGCAUUGGGGUGGCUGCGCUUGUGGUGCUGGCGCUCGUGCGGCUGUUCACGCUGUCCGAGACAGACAGUGGUGUGUCAGCAGCAUUUCUGUUCAACUUCCACAGCAAACACGUCGCAGACGCGGCAUUGCAUGACCUGCGAAAGCAACAGCGACACCAGCAGCAGCACCAGUACAGGGAGCUCGUCGCCGACACGGGGUACACGCUGCAUGUGCCCGUGGAGUCCCUGGCAGAGGCGCAGCGCCUUGUUCGCCGACUUAACGACGACAUCAAGACCACAUCAAAGAACCCAAGCAGCGAUGGCGGCAGCAAGAGCAGCGCCAGCAACGACGACGAUGCGUUGCAUCUCGUCUUCUACCCGCUCGAUGCCGCCGCCGCUGACGACGCCGCGGCACAGUCGUCGUCCCAAGCAGCGCCGGUGUUGUCGACAUCGCCGUUGGCCCUGUCGCCGACCAUUGGAACCGCCACUGUCGGCGACGUGCCGUCCCUGAUCGACAUGCUGUCCUGUGGACCGCAGAUAGAGGCAGAGCCCGGUCCGCAGCACGCAGGCGCUGUGUACCAUGCCCUGGAGGAGGAGCGGGACAUCUGCCGCACCCACUCGCACAACAACCACUUUCUCUGGCUCGUCUCCGAUGUCGACACCAUCAAGCAGGAGCAGCCCGCACCGGGCUCACGCUUCAACCGCGAUCUGGUGCAAAACCUGUUGGCCAUGGUGCACCGCUUCUAUCCAGCGUACUCGCCGCCCGUGGAGACGCUCAUGGGCUUUUCGCUGGCGCAACCCACGUUUGAGCAGCACACGCUCGGCUACAGGCCCGUGCACCCGAAGAUGCGACAGACGAACAACUUCUACACCCUGCAGCAGCCGCAGACGCGCGGGGGCAUGUACCACAUGCCGGCCAUAUCCCAGUACGUGCGCUGGUACGAGGCGCGGUGCCGCGUGCUCUCGCCACUCCCCUGUUCCCUCAACGCGCACGGCGAGGGCAGCGGGCUCGCUGCUCUGCACUUUAUCGAGCAAGGGUUCUUCCACAUGAUGACGGAGGUGAAGCUGACGCUGGUGUAUCCACCCAUCGACAUUGGCUCCACGCUUCUGCACACGCCGCCGUCGUCUGCGCCUCUCAACUGGCCACCGCAGGACCAACAGCAACAACAACAGCAACAACAACAGCGGGAGAGGAGGAAUGCCGGCGAGAGUGUGCGUCCAUCGGUGGUGGUGUCGUAUCAGCAGCUGCAACACAUGCUGGCGCGCGUGGUGCCAUCGGAACUUCCCGUGUACAACGCCCGCCGCACGUACCUGCACAACGGGCCCGCGAGGUUGUUUGCGCGGGACACGGAGGUGCUGGGCCGCUGCACCAUGGUCAUCACCGUGUACGAUCGGUAUGCAGAUGUGCUGAAUCGGCUUCUCUUCUACCACGACAGCCUCAACCUUCGCGACAUUGUUGUGGUGUGGAACGCAGUCAACCAGCCACCCGUCCCCGUGCCGGCACACGACUUCUACGUCCCUAUACAGGUGCUCCGGCAGAGCCGCAACAGCAUGAACAACCGCUUCCGGCCGCUGCCGCCGUCCGAGCGAGGGCCACACUCGGACUGCAUCGUUAACAUGGACGACGACUGGAACAUGCCACACCAGGUGCUGUUCCAUGGCGUGCGGCUGUGGCACCACCUCUACCGCGACCGCCUCGUUGGCGUCAUCAAGCUUGGCCGCCUGCACGGGCGCGACGAGUUUGACAAGAGCAAGUGGGUGUAUCUGAAGAACACGAGCAUGCCGCAGUCGAUGGUGCUGCCGAGCGGGAUGGUGUACGACGCCAAGUACAUGCACAUGUACACGCACGAGGUGCCUGCGGCCCUACGCGAGCACGUGGACAACACGAUCAACUGCGACGACCUCCUCAUGAACUUUGCGGUGGCGAACCGGACCAAGCUUCCACCUGCCUUUGUGGCAACAAAGGGCGUGCGGCGCGUGGACGUCAUCAAGCAGCUGGGCCUGGACAAGGGCCUGUGGCGGCGAAGCAAACACUAUGAGGACCGCGACAACUGUCUCAACCUGUUUGCGAAUGCAUAUGGAGGCAUGCCGCUGCGCUACACGACAGUGCAGCACGUGAUUGACGACCACCUGGGCAACCCGUUCCCGCAGCGGUUCAACAUGGACGUGGAGAACGCGGACUCGGACGAGGUCGUGUGCACGCGAUGCACUGACGAAAAGGCGGUGGAUGAUUGCGUAAGGUGCGCUCGCAGGAUGCCCGGCACAAAACCGCCGCCAAAGCAGUGAUGCAGUGAUGUGACACACACAGGCGCAUGCGCGUGCGCUGCUGCUGCUGCUGCUGCUGCUGAUGCUGAUGAUGAUGAUGAUGACCGACGAUAGAUGAUGUCGUGUUGAAUCGAGCUGUGCUCCCUCAAUCGCCCUUGCGUGUGCUUCAUGUCAUGUCUUAUUGACACGAAGACACGAUCACCCACCCCCUUGUUACCUUCGCUGCCGUGCAGCCGGACAUGUGUGUGUGUGUGUGUGUGUGUGUGUGUGUG
This is a messenger RNA of Salpingoeca rosetta, 2712 nucleotides long. RefSeq names its product ER-resident type II transmembrane glycosyltransferase. The transcript has a single exon. Bases 173 to 2461 code for a protein of 762 amino acids. The record is from RefSeq and is a predicted model, not a curated record. Gene Ontology annotation, molecular function: glycosyltransferase activity. Lineage: Eukaryota; Choanoflagellata; Craspedida; Salpingoecidae. Gene Ontology annotation, cellular component: membrane.